Molecule: messenger RNA, 1725 nt
Organism: Mollisia scopiformis
Lineage: Eukaryota; Fungi; Ascomycota; Leotiomycetes; Helotiales; Mollisiaceae
Product: PAP2-domain-containing protein
Exons: 2
Coding region: 163-1482 (439 amino acids)
Biological process (GO): sphingolipid biosynthetic process; inositol phosphoceramide metabolic process
Cellular component (GO): inositol phosphoceramide synthase complex
Molecular function (GO): inositol phosphoceramide synthase activity
Source: RefSeq, a predicted model, not a curated record
UCGACUUCAUGUGCAGCCCAUAGCAUAUUCGUCAACUCCUAAUCUGUAUCCAUCCUCCUUCGUCGCCUCCGCGCAUAUCCGCAGAGUGCCUAUUCGCCGCUGAAACGCAUCAUCAACUUCCACAACUCGUGCGAAAGACGAACCCCGAUUCAACAGCCAACCAUGCCGGAAUCAAAGUAUUUCGCGUCGAGUUCGCCGACCUUCACCAAAGCGAAGAUACCUUUCUCCUGGCCGUCGAUACCAAAUCCCAUUCCUAGGAAGUUCCGUCGUCGGUUGCGGUCGAAGUUUCGAAGUGCUCAGUCGCCUGCCUCAUCGAUAGCGAGAAUCGAAACCUCCUUCAACCCCGCAGAUAGCAUUCGUGCUCUCAGAACACACAGAUGGUCAUAUUACGAUGGGCAAUACUUGAUCCUGAUCAUUCUGACAAUUUUUUCCAUGUCGAUCAGUCAAGCUCCGGGGCCAUUGGUUAAAACAGGCGCCGCGUCAUUAUUGAUGUUGGCCCUGCUGAUGCCAAUAACGAGACAAUUCUUCUUGCCCGUCCUCCCAAUUUUCACUUGGCUGGUAUUCUUUUUCAACGCUCGCUUCAUACCUGCCGAAUACCGACCGCAUAUUUGGGUAAAAGUUUUGCCCGCGCUGGAAAACAUCUUCUACGGUGCGAAUUUGAGCAAUAUUCUAUCAGCACACCAACAUGUGGUUCUGGAUGUGCUCGCAUGGGUGCCUUACGGACUUUUGCAUUUCGGAGGACCUUUUUUCUGGGCUGCGCUGAUGUUCUUCUUUGGACCUCCUGGAACUCUCCCAGUAUUUGCCCGCACUUUCGGAUACUUGAAUAUCACCGGUGUGGCAAUUCAACUUCUUUUCCCAUGUUCGCCACCAUGGUAUGAGAAUAUGUACGGACUAGCCCCUGCAAACUACUCGAUGGAAGGGUCACCAGCAGGAUUGGCUCGCAUCGAUAUGCUAUUGGGCUUCGAUAUGUACACCACGAACUUCACCGCAUCUCCCCUCGUGUUUGGAGCUUUCCCAUCCUUGCAUUCUGGAAAUGCUGUUUUGGAAGCUCUUUUCAUGAGCCAUUGCUUCCCGAAACUCCGACCUUUGGUGAUUGCCUACGCAAUGUGGAUGUGGUGGGCGACAAUGUAUCUCUCUCAUCAUUAUGCCGUGGAUCUUGUUGCAGGCGGAUUCUUGGCAGCAAUUGCAUUCUACAUUGCAAAGACCAAUUUCUUGCCCAGAAUCCAGCCAGGAAAGUUUUGGCGCUGGGAUUACGAUUAUGUUGAGAAGGGAGAUUCGCCGAUUGGAGAGUACGAGUACGGGUUGACUGUUCUUGGUCAUGAUGAUUUCCGAAAUGACAGCAGCGAUGAGUGGACUGUCGGAUCUUCAUCCUCGAUUUCAUCUGGCUCAAGAAGUCCAGUUGACGAGAGUCAAUCUUGGGAGGGAGAGACUCUCGCUUCACAGACAUCAGAUUCCGAACUUCAGGAAAUCAUUGUUCGGUGAUCCUCAAGAACCUCAGAACCUAGCUUUCUAAUCGACACGUCCUCCGUCGAUUUGUCCAUCUCAUGAUUUCACGGCAUCAUGUUUACGGCGUUUAGCAUAUGAGCGACUUCGUACCGCUUUUAAUCCCUCUUCAAACCAAACUUUUUACAAACUUUGGGAACCUCUCGACACAACUCCGCCCUGUAUAUAAUCCUCAACUCCCCUACCCUGUUCGAGAGCUUUUUCCUGGAAUCUUGGAGAACC